UCUUUUUUUAAUAUAAAAAUUAGUAUAUUAGUAUUAUUUAGUUAUAAUAAAGUUUUGGUCGAAUUUUGUAGAACACUCUGGCUGAAUUGAAUUUACAUGGAACCACCGCCUCCUUCUCUCUCCUCCACCGCGGUGGCUUCUACCUCCAUCCCCGCCGCCACCACAACUGUUCCUCAUGUGACUUCAUCUUACCCCGAGUCUCUUGACUCCUCUCCUCGUUCACGCACCACCGAUGGCUGGGAUGACCUCCCUGCUCCUUCCGGCGGUGGCGGCGGAGGAAGCACCGUCUCUUCUAAAAUCCGUCUCAUGUGCAGUUACGGCGGUCAUAUCCUCCCUCGUCCUCACGAUAAAUCCCUCUGCUACAUGGGCGGCGACACUCGCAUCGUGGUCGGCGACCGUAACACCUCUCUCUCUUCUCUCCUGGCUCGCCUCUCCAACACGCUCCUGGACGGGCGCUCCUUCACCCUCAAGUACCAGCUACCCAGCGAAGACCUUGACUCUCUCAUCUCCGUCACUACCGACGAAGAUCUGGACAACAUGAUCGAGGAGUACGACCGUACCAUCUCCGCCUCCAAUUCCACCAAACCCUCGCGCCUCCGUUUGUUUCUCUUCACCUCCAAGCCUGAGGCUAUGGGUCAGAUCCUCGAGAGCUCUGCCAAGAGCGACGAUUGGUUCCUCAACGCUCUCAACAGCGCUGGUCUCCUCAACAACCGAGGGUUCUGUGAUUCUGACACCAACGUCAAUCGUUUACUUGGGUUGGACCAUGUUGGAGAAGGAGAUGGCUCCGUCAAAAGCGCCAAGCAGCAGCAGCCUCCUCCGCCGCAACCGCAAGGAGGCCAAGAUGUUCACUGCUUGCCUGAUUCUCCCAUGUUGGACACCUCCUCCUCUUCUUUUGGCUCUACUUCUUCCUCUCCCUCUCUCGCCAAUUUGCCUCCGAUUCGUGUUCAUGUUGAGGAACCCAGCAGCGGCGUUAGGACUCUCCCAGAUCAGAGAAACCUGGGAAUCGAGGAGCAGUUCGCACGCUUCAACGUUGGGAGGCAGGACGACGGAUUCGCUGCCAUGUCUUCACCACCGCCGAUGCCUGUCACAAUCGCGCUUCCUGCUGCAACCGUUUCAAAUGAGUCCCACACGCGGGUCAUCUCUGACGAUGAGAGAUCCGAUCACGGUGUGCCUGCUGGAUACAGGAAACCUCCCACUCCGCGUUCCCAGCCGCAGAAUCUGCAGGCUCAUCAGCUCAAAUCUAAUAGCGAGCUGCCAUCACCCAAUUCUGUUUCCAGUGAUAGCAGUGUGAGCAACCCUAUGUUUCACCAAAGACCUUCUGUCUAUCAAGAACCAAUUGCUCAGAUGUCUUCCGCUGCUUCCACCGUUGUUACUGGUAUGAUCAACCCCUCGGAUCCAAGCACGCUUUUAUCCCCCAAUCAGAAUCAGAAUCAGGACCUAGGCUACAACAUCUUUCACCCCCAAUUCGAGCAGCAAUCUCAGCCACAGCAGCAGCAACACUUCAUACACACUACUGCUGCACCUCAAUACAUUCAUCACCAUCCCUCUAGCGGCCUUCCUCUCCAGACUUACAUCCAGGUUUACUCUUCGCAGCAACAGCCACCGCAGUCUUUCCACCAUCACCCAGAUCGACUGGAUCACCAGCCUUAUCCUGUUUAUUAUGUUACUGCUCCAGUCCCACCUAGGCCCUAUUGUAUGCCUGUGCCACAAUCUGCAACUGUUAGCGAGGCUCCAGGUUCUCUGUCUUCUAACCAUCUCCAGGCACCUCCCAACUCUACCAUGAUGCCUCCACCUCCUAGCAACCACAUGACAAGUGUUACUGGUGGUAAACCUGAGGUGGGACAGGCUGGGAUUUACACAACAGCCCCAGGUGUGGGCGGUGCUCAGAUGGUUCACCAGAUUCCAACAAGCCAGCAGCAAUUCAUGGGGUAUUCGCAAAUCCAUCACCCACCUCAGUCUGGUUUAGCUGGGAAUCCUAACUAUGGAUAUGAAUACGCUGACAAUGCUCAUACACAAAUAUACUACACCCAACCUCUGGGACACGCACAGUACCAGACAAUGACCGGACCUCCACCUGCCAUGGUGAUGCCUGAUGGUUCUGCUGCUUCUAAGCUUCCAGCUGAGAACAUGACUCAACAGAUCCGGAGUUCACAGCCAUUGUGACACACACAUAACUAUGAAGGUGAACCACAAAAUUUUGGAGGAAGAAAACGUAUAAUUAUAUAAAUUACUUUUUUUUUUUUUUUUACAAGUUGCUGCAUCAAAAAAGAGUCUGGCUUCGUGUUGGUUUGGUAUCAUGGAUUAUGUUAAAAGUGUUGUGUGAGUAAUUAGAAAAUAAGGAAGUAGUGCUGCUUCGUGGGGUACUGCAUUAUAGUUGCAAUUGAUACUGGUGGUGCUCUUACCAUUUUCCUGGAUCUUAUAUCAUAUUAUUAUCAUUCAUUUUAUAUUGUAAAUGUAUCAGUCCUUGAUCAUCGCUCUUUUUUUGUUUUCCUACUUGUUGGAGACUUAAGAAGGCUCUAAUAUGAGAUUCUGAGAUGUAUAACA
Camelina sativa (false flax) is the source of this 2544-nucleotide messenger RNA. RefSeq lists its product as uncharacterized. Gene Ontology annotation, molecular function: protein binding. Lineage: Eukaryota; Viridiplantae; Streptophyta; Magnoliopsida; Brassicales; Brassicaceae. The record is from RefSeq and is a predicted model, not a curated record.